AUGGCAUUAAUAAGCUACAUACCUUUCCACUUACGAGGGCUCUAUUUCCCAGCCCCGCUCACUAGACUUAUGGGGACGAUGCAGUGCGUGGAUCGGGUGCUCAUCGACGCCGGUAUGUCCGUCGAUGAUGUGGACGAUGUCGUGUUGGUGGGCGGGUCCACGCAUAUACCCUUUGUUAAAAAUUUGAUCGAGGACCGUUUUGGUAGUAAACUAUCUACAAGAUUAGACACCGAGAAAGUGGAUCCAUUACAGGCUGUAGCUAAAGGGGCAGCAAUUCAGGCGGCUAUACUAAACGGAAAUCAGGCGCAAAAGGACCGGACUCUACGGGUGCUGGACGUCACACCUCACACCCUUGGCGUUAGGACUACCGGUGACGUGUUGUCGCCCGUAAUCCGGGCGCAGUCCCGGGUGUGCACACCGUUCACCAAAAUAUACGGAACUACGGACAUCGAUGUGGAGGUGUAUGAGGGCGAGGAUGCCGUCGCCACCCGUAACGACCUGUUGGGCAGGUUUACGGUCACAAACAUACCGCCCGAGGAGGCCGGCAGGCAAAACAUAUCCGUUAUGUUUUGCGUGAAUGACGAGGGUAUUUUGAAAGUGAGGGCUGAGGUGCUGUCCAUAGGUACGGCCCACGAGAUUGAGGUCACGGAAUAUAAGGGGAGACUCAGUAUGGAUGAGCUGCUUAAACGUCGGCAUUAA
This is a messenger RNA of Oppiella nova, 699 nucleotides long. The record is from the annotation of a GenBank genome assembly. Lineage: Eukaryota; Metazoa; Arthropoda; Arachnida; Sarcoptiformes; Oppiidae.